AUGGCACAAGUUCUGACGGAUUUUGAUACUGUCUAUGAGAUACUUUUGAGAAAACCCUUGCGCGACCAAUCUGGCUUUGUAUAUCAACUGUCCACUGUUGUUGAACUUGAACUCAAAAACCCAUCAACACCCAAUUGUAUGUUCGCCAAGUGGAAGCUCCUCAUCGACGUAUACAUUCAUGGAUUUGAACAUCUCAAGUUCUUGCUGAAUAACUCUUCUCCAUUCAUCAGCAUCUGGACGUUGCAUUGCUUCAAAGUAAUUUGCCGGUGGAACUUUGAGAUCCUUUCCGAAACUGAUUGUAGAGUGUUCCACGAGACAAUGGGUGACGUUCUCUGGAGGAGGAGCGAGGUGGCGGCAAAACUCAACAAGAGGCUGGAGUUGCGGGCAUGUGAAGCGAGGAGGACUGAGUGGGAGUUGCAGGAGGAGGAGUUGCAGGAGGAAUAA
Psilocybe cubensis is the source of this 444-nucleotide messenger RNA. RefSeq lists its product as uncharacterized. Bases 1 to 444 code for a protein of 147 amino acids. The record is from RefSeq and is a predicted model, not a curated record. Lineage: Eukaryota; Fungi; Basidiomycota; Agaricomycetes; Agaricales; Agrocybaceae. The transcript is spliced from 3 exons.